AUACGAAUACAUAAGAAAUAGCUGAAAUAUAUAAUUGAAGAGUCAACUCGGUAACGACGAAGUUUGAAGAAUAAUUUUCACGUAUCUUGAACGUUGUAUUUAACCGGCAACUGCAUACCACCAAUACAAAUAUUGUGCAAAGACCAACUGAAAGCUCUACAAAAGCGAUCAGAAGGAAGGCAGAAUGUAUCAGGGGCAGUGUGAUAAACUUAAUCAAAAUGACAAAAUCAAAUGGAAAGGUUGAUGGAAAUGAAAUAUGGAUGUUUUUACAACUACGUACUCCCGUUUGGAAGCAAUGUCGAAUCCACCAGAAAAGAAAUCUUCUAAUUCGAACGAAGAAAAACGGGACACUUGGUCGAAAAAGGUUGAUUUUGCUUUCUCUAUUGCCGGUGGAUUCGUAGGACUUGGAAAUGUCUGGAGAUUUCCCUACCUUUGUUUCAAGAACGGUGGAGGAGCGUUUCUUAUUCCCUACGUUUUGUUUGUAGCACUGGGUUCAUUACCAGUGUUUUUCUUGGAGGUGACUGUUGGUCAAUAUUCUCGGUGCGGAGGCGCGCUUGCGUGGAAGAUUGUGCCGGUGAUGAAAGGUAUCGGGGCUGCUGUAAACAUCAUAAAUUACUACCUGAAUGUGUACUACGCGGUAAUUUUGGCAUGGUCUCUCAGAUACUUUUUUGCCUCGAUGGCGUCAACUUUGCCGUGGUCGACUUGCGGCAACAAUUGGAACACGAAUAGUUGUUAUGUAUAUGGUGCCAAAGCCCUCAAUGUGAGCAACGACACCGGUUACGAGUUUAAAAAUGAUACUGAAAAAAUAUCCUCCGUUGUGGAAUAUUGGGAGAGGGGUGUGUUAGGAUUGUCGAAAGGGAUCGACCAUGCCGGAGAAGUACAAUGGGAGUUGCUUUUAUGUUUGUUGCUAACUUGGGUCAUCAUAUACUUCUGUAUCUGGAAAGGGAUUGGCUGGACCAGCAAGGUCGUCUACUUCACAGCAACUUUUCCUAUUCUGAUGCUUCUUGUUCUUCUUGUGAGAGGAGUAACACUCGACGGUGCUGUAGACGGAAUCAUUUUCUACCUCAAGCCGGAUCUUGACAGGCUCAGGGACGUUCAAGUAUGGCUAGACGCCGCGGCUCAAGUUUUCUAUUCAUACGCUCUGUGUAAAGGGAUGCUCACCACAAUGGGAAGUUAUAAUAAGUACAAGUACAAUAGUUACAGGGACUGCAUUAUCUUGGCUUUUUUGAAUAGCGGUGUCAGCUUCGUUUCCGGUUUUGCCAUUUUCUCAGUCUUAGGAUUCAUGGCUAAAGAACAGGGUGUCAAUAUCACAGACGUGGCGGAAUCCGGGCCUGGUCUUGCUUUCAUUGCCUACCCCAAGGCACUUACCCUACUUCCUCUUCCUCAGUUCUGGGGAUGUUUAUUCUUUUUCAUGUUGUUUCUUCUCGGACUGGACAGCGAGUUCGUCGGACAAGAAACUCUCAUGACAGCUUUUGUUGACAUCAAACCAAAAUUUUUCCGUAAACCAUGGAGAAAAGAAAUCGCCUUGGCAAUCUUAUCUCUUACUCAAUUUUUAUUCGGGAUCAGCAUGAUUACCCAGGGAGGAGUCUAUGUUCUCAAUAUUUUUGAUAACUACGCUGCGGCUGGAUGGUGUAUGCUUUUUAUCAGUUUCUUCCAAUGCGGAUCCAUUUCAUGGCUUUUUGGCAUAAAGAAAUUUUGGAGUCGCAUCUGUGAAAUGGUCGGCUUCAAACCGUUCCCUUGGUUCAAGUGGUGUUGGUGCAUCUUGACUCCAAUUUCAACUGCAGUUCUUUUUGUAUUAAGUGUUAGUUACUAUAAACCGUUGACUUACAACAAGACUUAUGUAUACCCUACAUGGGCGAUUGUGGUUGCAUGGAUGUUGGCGUUGUCUUCUAUGCUUUGGAUUCCGGGUUAUGCAGCAUAUCGGUUCAUUGUUGCGAAGGGCUCGUUGAAAGAUAGAUGGGUGGAGAUAACUACCUCAGAAUAUGAUGAUUCGAACAGAUUAUCUGAAUACGAAGAAGUGGAAAUGGCUGAUAAAAUAGCUGAAGCUUCAACAACGCCUUACAUAUAUCCAAUACUCGAGGAAACCCCGCUUUAUGAAGACGUUGUGAGUGGAAAACGGGACUUGGAAGCCAACGAUAAUCCACAGACGGUUACUGACUAACAGCGACACCUGGCGAUAUACUGUACCAUAUAAACAACCAGUCAAGUUUACGAAUGACUGAAGUCUUUUUGCAAAUAGACUUACUAGGGAUCAAGUUGAUUUUUUAUCUUGGAUAAUAUGUCUUUGAAUUGUUUUUACUCCUUGUUUCAUUGUUUUCUUUCGUAAAUCGUUCAUUUUAUACCUGAUGUAAUUUUAGCUAGGCAGUACGAUAAGACAUGCUUUUAUUGAUGAUAGUGUCAAAAGGUAAAUAUGAUUUUUGAUGAAUUAUUUGAAGGAAAUAGUAGGAAUUAUAACCAUUGUCUCUGUGGUAUUGGAGGAUUCGUCAUUUUGUAUCUGAGUUUUUUUCAAAGCAUUGAAUUUUAUAAAAACUUUCCCAUUUGAAGUCAACUGGAGCAAAUCGAUAAUGUUUUUUCUUUUUGAUUAAUAGUUUGGUGCUAAUUUUAGCACCUUUUUAGAAAAAUAAAAGUAGAGAAAAACUA
Messenger RNA from Styela clava, 2640 nucleotides. Its product is annotated as sodium- and chloride-dependent taurine transporter-like. The record is from RefSeq and is a predicted model, not a curated record. Gene Ontology annotation, cellular component: plasma membrane; cell projection. Gene Ontology annotation, molecular function: gamma-aminobutyric acid:sodium:chloride symporter activity. NCBI's taxonomy places the organism in Eukaryota, Metazoa, Chordata, Ascidiacea, Stolidobranchia, Styelidae. Gene Ontology annotation, biological process: amino acid transport; sodium ion transmembrane transport; nitrogen compound transport.